AACAGCACAACGGGGAUCAAGAAGAUCCCGCCGUUUAUGAAGGAGCUGGAGGAGGCGUACAACAUAUGCCACAGCGGAGCGAACGUGAUCGAAAAGUGCUUCUUCGCCAAGGAGGUGAAGAGAAGUAUAAACAAGCGGGAAGUGCGUAUGUACCAGCUGUGCAUCAUCCACUACCAACGGAGCAAUAGGGAAAAGAUUUACAAAAUGGCAUGCACCCAAGAUGACCUAGACAUGAGCAAUAGCUUCUAUGAUGGGGAGUUAAAAAUGUACAUGUCGAAAGACGGCAGUGUAGGGUGCCUAUUUUGUAAUGAAGAAAAAAAAAGGAGAAUCGAUUUAUUUAAAAAUGAAACAAACAAUGGGAAAUUCUUCGUCACAUGUAUGAAUAACGUACCGAUAGGUACAGACACACAUAGACGCUUCUUCAUGCAUGAAUCCUUUUGUUCCUUUAAUGCCAGCAACACGCUCAUGAUUUACAGUGCCGAAAGUGAUGACAUGAAGUUGAAGAAGGAGAGUAGCUUUAUCCAAAAAAAAGAUGUAGAAAUAUUAAAAAAAAUUAAUAAUCAUAUUUAUACCGAAACGUUUGGAGAGCAGUUCGACUAUUCCUUCUUCAAUUUGUUUGUUUACAAUUUGAUGGACAAUACAGUCAAGUACAUAACUGUGAAGGAUGUGUCGGGGUGUUAUUAUAGUCCCCAAUUUAUUGAUGACACUUCUUUUGUGUGCCUUUCUUACCGGACCAUUCCGUACCGACUGGGGAUAUAUGCCUUUAAUGUGAGACCCAACGAUCUGUACCUGUGUACACUGAACGAUUCGGAUGUAGAGCCCUGUGACAGGAGGGAACGUGAUGGGAGAGAUGGAAAAAGAGGGGGAAUUCCCAAUGCAGGAGGAGGUAGCCAAGCGAGUGAACGUAACAGAAAGAAUCAUAUUCGUUGUGCUUAUGCCAAAUUGUCUGGAAAAAAUUUCAAACAUACAGCUGCGCCGCUGGUAAUUAGACACGACGAUUCCUGCGUGUUCGUGGCGUGCUUAGUCGUUUUUGCUAAGAAUGAGGAAUCGAAGCAGCACUUGAUGGAAUACAGCUUAGUGCUGAUAAAGUUGGUGAAGGAGGACGCCAAGACGCGGGCGAAGAGAAAUCGAGGAAGCGUACCACAGGAGGAGAAGCACGAAGUGCACAUGGAGGGUGGCUUCUACUCCAGUGGUGAGGGAAGUGAUGGGACGAAUGAAUACGAGCAAGCGGGCCAUUCUACAAGUGUAUCCACAACAAGGGGGGGAACGCCUACCCCUUCCGUGAGUGCUUCGAUUCCCCCCAGCCAAGAUGACAUAUGCAACUAUAAGAAGGCGGAAACUGAGGUGAUCAUUCGAGAGGGAAACUAUACUGGAUUUUUCCGAGGGUUAUACACCAACGAAAUAAAAGGGUGCUGCUACCCAUACCUAUUCCUAAACACAAUUUUUUAUUGUAGCAAGAUUGCCAUCGCUGUGCAUAUGUUCACCAAGAAAAUACAUCGAAUUUUAAUUCAUAACAUUUACAACCAGAAUGAUAUAAACACAAGUAUCGAAAUUAUGUGCAUAAAGGAGGAUAACCUAUUGGUGAGUAUCCGAAAUAUGCUUCUUAACGACGUACUGGUGUACUGCCUAUUCAACGAAUCGAACAUAAAUGGAGAUUACGUAUACCUAACGAAUGUACGGAGUUAUAACCUUGACUUUACAACAUACGAAAGUAUUAAGAAAAAACAAACGAGCAUAAUUUAUGCCAAUGUAAACGACCUAUCGGAGAAGCUCUUCAUGUUAUUGAGCCAAAUGGAAACAUCACUCUUUAAUGAGAAGCAUCCAUACAUCAGGAGAAAAAAUGCCACAUUUAACAUGCUAUACGAGAGUGAAUUAGAAUAUCAACAUGAUGUACAAAAGAGGGGCUUACAUCUACCAAACUUUAAUCUAUUCAAUGGAAAAAAUAAAAGGAACCUAAUUUUGUAUAUCCAUGGAGGACCUUACUGUACUUGUCUAAAUGAGUACAGAAACGUUUUCAUAUUUUUUGCCUCCUGUGGAUUUGAUGUGCUAUGUGUUAACUAUAUUGGCUCGCUAGGAUUUUCAGAAAAACCAAAAAUUUUAAAUGGGCAUGUAAAUUCUAUCGAAAUUAAGGAUAUCAUAGAUACGUUUAAAAAUUUUUACAAUUAUUUUGGAGACUAUGAGAAUGCCUACCUGUACGGUGCAUCUUACGGUGCCUUCGCCUCGUGUGCAAUUUUAACUAAGUGUAAUUUAUUUAAAAGCUGUUGUGUUAUCAACGGGAUAUACGAUUGGGUACUUUCCGCUCAUUCGAGUGAUGUUCCUGAUUAUUUCUUAAAUUUAUGUUUAAACAAGAGUGCAGAAUAUGAUUGCUUUUUUAGUAAGAAUGACUAUGGCAGUAUGUACGAGAUGUCUCCUGUGCACUGCGUACAGAAUAUUUGCGCUCCUAUUUUGAUUGUUGCCUCCAAGGACGACUUGCGUGUGUCUUACCAUAAUAGCCUCUGCUUGUACAGGCGCCUCCGCGCGCUUAAGAAGAAGUGCAAGCUUUUCCUCUUCGACGACUGCACGCACUCCGUGAAGAACAUGGCCUUCGAGGAGACCCUCCUCAUGAAUGUCGUCCUCUGGUUUUACGACUACGACAGUAGGAAGAAGCGAUAG
Messenger RNA from Plasmodium cynomolgi strain B, 2652 nucleotides. RefSeq names its product peptidase. Bases 37 to 2652 code for a protein of 871 amino acids. NCBI's taxonomy places the organism in Eukaryota, Apicomplexa, Aconoidasida, Haemosporida, Plasmodiidae. The record is from RefSeq and is a predicted model, not a curated record. The transcript has a single exon. Gene Ontology annotation, biological process: proteolysis. Gene Ontology annotation, molecular function: serine-type endopeptidase activity.